This is a messenger RNA of Mollisia scopiformis, 1629 nucleotides long. RefSeq lists its product as uncharacterized. Gene Ontology annotation, cellular component: GPI-anchor transamidase complex. Gene Ontology annotation, biological process: attachment of GPI anchor to protein; protein localization to cell surface; proteolysis. The transcript has 2 exons. The record is from RefSeq and is a predicted model, not a curated record. The coding region runs from base 255 to 1439 and encodes 394 amino acids. Lineage: Eukaryota; Fungi; Ascomycota; Leotiomycetes; Helotiales; Mollisiaceae. Gene Ontology annotation, molecular function: GPI-anchor transamidase activity.
CGAAUAGAACACAAUACCUUUUCAUCUGACUGAGAGUAACAUUCAAUUCAUUACUCUACCUCGAUGGGCAUAAGGUAAUUUCAGAGCUGGAGCAUCACGUGCAAUAGCAUUGUGUUUAAAGCCGAUGCUUGGUAAGACACGGCUUUCAGGGGAAAGCUCCGGACAACAUCAACAUUUCUUACCUCGACAACAUAUCUACGCCCGUACCAUUCCCUUGACUCUUCUUCUCUCACACUCAGAACAAAACCGCCGAAAUGAAGCUCAACAAUCUACUGCAAUUGCCUCUGGUGCUGGCAUCAUUCCUGGCUCCUACGUUCGUAUCCGCAGAACACACAAGCAACUGGGCAGUCCUGGUCUCGACCUCAAGAUUCUGGUUCAACUACCGCCACCUAGCCAAUGUCCUAUCCCUCUAUCGAACCGUGAAGCGUCUCGGCAUACCCGAUUCGCAGAUCAUCCUUAUGCUUCCCGAUGACAUGGCUUGCAAUCCUCGCAAUGCUUUCCCGGGAACGGUUUAUAGUAAUGCGGACAGAGCGGUAGAUCUGUAUGGAGACAAUAUUGAGGUUGAUUAUAGAGGAUAUGAGGUAACGGUGGAGAAUUUCAUAAGGUUAUUGACGGAUCGAAUGGGAGAGGAGAUGCCUAGGAGUAAGAGGUUGUUGACGGAUGAUCGGAGUAAUAUCCUGGUGUACAUGACUGGGCACGGAGGCAAUGAGUUCUUGAAAUUUCAGGAUGCAGAGGAAAUCAGCGCUUUUGAUCUGGCAGAUGCUUUUGAGCAGAUGUGGGAGAAGAAGAGAUAUCACGAAAUCCUUUUUAUGAUCGAUACAUGUCAAGCAAAUACGAUGUACAGCAAAUUCUACUCGCCGAAUAUUAUUGCUACUGGAUCCUCCGAAAUCGAUCAAUCAUCUUAUUCCCACCAUGCGGACAAUGAUGUCGGAGUCGCAGUCAUUGAUCGAUAUACAUACUACAACUUGGAUUUCUUGGAGACGCAAGUCAGGGAGCCAAGCAGCAAGAUGACACUUGGCGAUCUAUUUGACAGUUAUGAUGAGUCAAAGAUCCAUUCACAUCCUGGAGUCAGAUGGGAUUUAUUCCCAGGAGGCGAGCCAGGCGGGAGGGAGAGACUGGUGAUGGAUUUCUUCGGAAACGUGCAGAAUGUGGAGGUUGAUAAUGCAGGGAAUGCCACAGAAUGGAAGGAAGAUAUCCUCGCUCUAGGAAAGAAGAUUGCUGAGCUAAGGAAGAGAGCCGACGAAGCAGAUGCUGCGGCUGCUGAGAGCGAGAACUCUAGCACAGCCCACCCACUGUUUGAGGCUUAUACACCCCAGAGGAUCAGAGCUUCGAAAGUGGAAGUCGAUGAUAAGUGGUGGGGCAAGAAGGCUAUUGGAGCAUGGGCUUUGGCUGGUUGCUCGUUGGUUUGGUUGGUAGGGACAUACCUGGAAGCUCCAUGAUCUUUGGCAAUUGCCAAACGUGUGCCUGUACUUGUAUGAUUAUUUUGAUACCCAGAACUUAGCGAUGUCUUUUGCCAGGAUCACCUCGAUAAGCGUAUCACUCGAAAUGAACGACGUUUUGGGACAUCUACGAGACAUGAUACAACUUCUUGUUAGAGAAUAAAAUAAACCACCUGAGAGUGAGGCCGUG